CGCCGCGGGGUCUCGUUUAGUUAUGGGCAGACCAGGGCAGAUACACUCAUUUUCUGUGAACCUCGCGAUGUGAUUGGCAAUAGCAUAAGCAGAAGCUGCUUUGCUCGAAUAUUACGAAUACAAUCGGUCGAGGUUGAUUAUAGUUGAUUUUGAUCUUGGAUGCGAGACGGACAAGUCAAAACUUUAAUUUCUCCAAAUGUACCGUAAAAUUUGCAACAACGGAUUUACGAGUGAUCUGUGGGUACAGCGUUAUUUUGAAUGCAGAAAAAUGUUUACUACUUUUGUCCCAGCUGUGAAUGACAAUGAAGCUAGUCUACUUCGAAAUGAUGAGAGACUUAUUAUAGAACCAGAUGAAGUUGCAAAUAAAAAGCUGAGAUUGGACAGCAGCGAUAGAGUGAAGAAAAGAAAAGUAGCAAUCCUGCUUGGUUAUUUGGGAAAGAAUUACUUUGGUAUGCAGAGGAAUCCAGGAAUGAAAACAAUCGAAGAAGAUUUGAUACAAGCGCUACUCAAAGCAAAACUAAUAAAUGACGAAGCUUUUGAAAUAAUCCAAACCAUACAAUUUCAAAGAGCUGCCAGAACUGACAAAGGUGUUUCUGCUGCUAGACAGGUGGUCUCUCUCAAACUACCUGAGCAUGGAAACAAAGACGACAUAAACUCAUUUUUACCAGACGAAAUCCGAGUAUUUGGAAUUAAACGGGUGACAAAGGGGUUCAACAGUAAAACCAAAUGUGAUGCUCGAACAUAUGAAUACAUAGUACCGACGUUUGCAUUUGCACCAGACUCGCUGUGUCCAAAUCUAUCGAAAGAAAACUUUGACAUUGAUGAAAAAGUUGAAGCACUAUCAACGAUUGAUGGUCAGCCAUUUUUUGAGUACCGGGUAUCACCUGAAAUAAUCAAUAGGGUCAACUCUGUUCUAAAACUAUACGAAGGGACUCAUAAUUUUCACAAUUUCACAUCGAAAAUAAAGCCACUGGAUCCAUCUGCGAGCAGGUAUAUAAUGAGCUUCUCGUGUAGUGAGCCUUUUGUGUCCAGAGACAUGGAGUUUGUCACUUUGAAAGUAAAAGGACAGAGCUUCAUAUUGCAUCAGAUUCGGAAAAUGGUAGCAUUGGCUAUAGCCGUUGUUAGAAACCUUGCACCUGAAGAAACAGUAACUGCAGCUUUCCAGCAAGAAAGAAUGGACGUGCCAGUUGCACCCAGCUUAGGAUUGGUUUUGAAUCAGGUUCAUUACGACAAGUAUGACAAACGGUAUGGCACAGACGGUAUACAUGAAGUCUUAGAGUGGAGAGAGCUCGAUGAUGAGGUAGUAAAAUUCAAAGAAGAGUACAUUUUGAAAUACAUCUUUGAAACUGAGAGAAACGAAAAUUCGAUGUUAAAAUGGCUUGCUACUCUACCAUUGCAUAGCUACAGUACCCGGGAAGAACAUGGCAAUAGUUAAUGGAGUACUUACGAUACGGUUAUUAAUGACAAUAUCUCUAGUAGAUGUGACACACUUACAAACCAUGAUAAAUUAAAUUCUUGAUAUAUAAAA
This is a messenger RNA of Athalia rosae (coleseed sawfly), 1528 nucleotides long. It is a transcript of the gene Pus1, whose product is annotated as pseudouridylate synthase 1 homolog. The record is from RefSeq and is a predicted model, not a curated record. Gene Ontology annotation, biological process: tRNA pseudouridine synthesis; mRNA pseudouridine synthesis. Lineage: Eukaryota; Metazoa; Arthropoda; Insecta; Hymenoptera; Athaliidae. Bases 197 to 1435 code for a protein of 412 amino acids. Gene Ontology annotation, molecular function: RNA binding; pseudouridine synthase activity. Gene Ontology annotation, cellular component: nucleus. The transcript is spliced from 6 exons.